GAGGGGGGGGCGCGCACGGAGACGUGCGCUUUUACGCACAACCCCGGAAUGGGAUUUUGAGCACACGUGCGCGCGGAGAGGAAGGGUACGCGACGCACGGCGCGGUCACAUGAACGACUUUAGGUUGAGGCGCACGCGCGUAAAUACCGAAAGGAGACGGCUUACAGAGAGCAGAUAGAAAUGACGCCAAAGGUCGAAGGAGUCGCACUUUGGAGACGGGAGGACGGAGAGGAAGAAUAAUAAUAAAAUCGGCAAGUUGAAGGAGCUCCUCCUCUCCGUGAUGUAACUGCGAGUCGGAACCUCCUUAAUUACUAAUUUCUCUACAUCGAGAGACCACGCGCUCUCUCUCUCUCUCUCUCUCCCCCCUCUCUCUCCCUCCUCUCUAUUCUCUCUCUCCACUCGUCCAUCCAUGCAUCUCUCAUCCUGACCCUGCUUUCUCUCUCCUCUCUGUCUCUCUUUCGUUUCCAGCCCGGAUAACGGAGGUGGAGGAGCUCGGAGUUGUUGUUGUUAUUAUUAUUAUUUUAUUUUUUUAUUGUUAUCAUUUAUUCCUCGUUUUCGGGAGAGCCGCCACCGGGCAUGGAGGAUGUAAAAGACCCGCCGACCGUCCACCGGUCCUCCUCCUUCAGCAUCAAGAGCCUCCUGCUUCCGUCAAAGUGCGACAGACCGGACCACGUCGCCGCCGCCGCCGCCGCGGUCGUUUGCGUCCCAGGGAGCUUCUCUCCAACCCCGGGCUCCGACUCGGAGAAGUCGCUGGACCCGCCGGAGGUGGACCCCGCGGCUCCGGGUUUGGACCCGGAGAAGCCGGCCAAGGAGGAGCAGGGGGGAGAGGAGGAGGAGGAGGCGGAGGAGGAGGAGGAGGGCGCCAAAGCCGCCCCGGAGCAGAACACUAGCGGCAAUAACAGCGGGAAAAACGGGAAAUACGACAAACCUCCGUUCAGCUACAACGCCCUGAUCAUGAUGGCCAUCCGGCAGAGCCCCGAGAAGCGGCUCACGCUGAACGGCAUCUACGAGUUCAUCAUGAAAAACUUCCCGUACUACCGGGAACACAAGCAGGGCUGGCAGAACUCCAUCCGGCACAACCUCAGCCUCAAUAAGUGCUUCGUGAAGGUGCCGCGGCACUACGACGACCCGGGGAAGGGCAACUACUGGAUGCUGGACCCCAGCAGCGAUGACGUUUUCAUCGGAGGGACGACCGGGAAGCUCCGCAGGCGCUCCGCCACCUCCCGGGGGAAGCUGGCCAUGAAGCGCGGGCUGCGCUUCGCUCCUCUCGGCUUGGGGAUUAACGAGCGGGCGAGCAACCCGCUGUACUGGCAGAUCUCGCCCUUCCUCUCCCUGCACCACCACCACCACCACCACCCGCACUACAACGGCUCCUCGCCCGGGUUUUUGAACCAGGCGGCCGGCUACGGCUCUCUGUUGCCCGGGGUGGAGCCGCUGAGCAACGGGGACCUGGGGCGCUCCAUUCUCGGCGGGUCGGCCGCGGGCGCGCUGGGCCUGACGAACGGUUACGGGAUGAGCACGUCGCCGGUCGGGCUGCUGUCCGGGCAGAGCGGCGGCUAUUUCGUCCCGGGGAGCCAACACGCAGCGGCCCCGGGGCAACCGGGGGGAGGACCGGGCGGUCCUCAUCCGUCGCACCUCCAGCAGAGCGCGCAGGGCUUCGGCAGCUUGGCGACCAGCAGCUCCCCGCAGUCGCUGCUGUCGGACUCCCUCAGAAAUAGCUCCCUAUCGGCCUUCUCCCCGGGCAUGUCCGCGGGGUUCCCCGGGGUGCUUUCCCAUCAAAAGAGGGUGACUCCAAACGCUUUCCUAAACUGACCCCCUCCUCUCCUUCCCCUCCCCUCCCAUCUCCACCUCUAAACAGAGGAUGGCACCGGGACGAGGACGCACAAGAGACGUCAUGUUACGGGGAAAUAAUAAGUGGUAAAUAUCAAUUAUUGAACACAAAAGAUAUAUAUGAAGUGAACCUUUGUUUUUUUUUGGGCCAUAUUUCACCCCGAAGAGUAACGGGUUUAUUUUUAAGGAUUCUUUUGGAAAUUGUUUGAAAAAAAAGGGACAAACUUUUGUUACCCGCGGGUUGUACAACUGUAAACUAGACUUGCCAAAGGUAACGCUUUAAGUAUAUUUCAAGCUAUUUAUAUCUUGUACAAAGAUUUUCAGUACUUGGUUUGAGUCUUUUAUUUAUGUUUUGUAUUUAUUGUACAAUGUAUUUAAAUUCUAUUUGUCAGUGUAUACUUAUCAGUAUUGAGGAAAAUGGGAGGGGGGGGGGGGGUGAAACAGGACAUACAGGGUUAAUAAUUAUUUAUGAAUUUUGAGACAAUCAAGGAGGAACAAUGACAAUCAAAACCUUUGAAUAAGUUAACAAUGAAUAAGUUAAGCCUUAAAAUCAGCAGAAACAAUCAGGGGUUUUCAGAGGAAACAAGCCUACAAAUCAUAUAUAUACUCAGGUUUGACCCCGGACAGGCAUAACAAUAAAAAUAAUAAUCAAAUAAUCAAGAAAAAUGCUGAAUGUGAAGAUCGCCUUCCAAGAUAAUAAUAAACUAAAAAUAAAACGCACUCUCCAAUACAGCAGGGAUCUAGUUGAGCCCUUACUAGUUUUUAGUGCUAUACAUUUCAUUGGAUAUAAAUGUUUUUGGAAUAAUACUCUUUAUUAUUAUUAUUAUGCAAAACAACGCGGUUUUAACACGAAUUUUUGUAUGUUUUCCGUUCAUCGUCAAAUCCCAGAUUGUCCUCUUCACUUCACUCAGUCUCGGUUCGAUUAGGCCUGUGUGUGUGUGUGUGUGUGUGUGUGUGUGUGUGUGUGUGUGUGUGUGUGUGUGUGUGUGUGUGUGUGUGCACAGGGCAGUAUGAGCGUAAACACUCCUGCGCAUGUGCACUCAGAGCCGCUGUACAAACUAUUUCAUUAAUAAAAAAUUUAAAAAACUACAAUUUAUUCCCCAUUCCGCUUUGAAGGACCAGCUGACCUGCUACUGUUUCCGGGGACAUUUUUAAAGUGGACUCCGCACAGUAUUUCAUGCAGUUUUCCGGCGGGGGGGGGGAGAAACAAACGGAGCGGCUCCUGAUACACGCGCAGACACACACACACACACACAUACACAACAACACAAAUACACACACACACAGCUGAAAAAUCUCCAAAAUACCAUCCAUCCAAAAUACCACGUUUGUGUUAGAGACUGAAAAGAAAAACAUGCAUUUGAAUGAUUAUGACUCAUUGUUGGAAAUACCAGCUGGAUAAAAUGUUUGUGCUUCACCUUCGCUUCUCAUACACUUCCACCACAGAUGACUCAGUUUAAGCUUAAUUUAAUUUAAAUGCAAUUGGCUGAAGGGGGUUGGUUAUAUUUUUGAGGGUCUCUUAAAGCAGAGGAGUCCGUCAACUUAUUUAAAUAUAAAUCAGCACACUGAGGAGGUUUUCAGCCUCCUGCGACAAUAUCCCGAAAUAAUCCAACAAACACCUCUCGGGCUUCAAUGGCGUCCGGAAACCUGCAUCAGCUGACUUCCGGGGGGGGACAAUCUGAUGUUCAUUCAUGUUUCUUGUGCCGAUAUAAAGGAAACGGAGCAUUUAGUGAAGAGACAAGACGGUGUUAAAGGUGAAACAUAUUUCUGUCUCAUUUUGCUUUGUUCAAACUUGAUUUUAACUUUAUUUCAUUUGUUGCAAGAAUUCUGGUUAAUUUUAGAACAUAAAUUAACGUACUGAAUAUUAUAUGCAUUUCUUCAGUCAUGUUCAUUUGGAGGUGGUUAUGAGAAUUUUCUUUUUUUUUUGGGCUCAAACUGACUUUUUCUUUCAAUUAUUCAAUGCAAUUAUUAUUUGGUGCAAGUUAGUCAGUAUUCACAUGAAUGAUAAACUAAUGAAACAAUAACAACAAUGAUUCUAAUUUGUAGAGUUGCAUUACUUUUUCCUACUCAGUAUUAUAGCCCACACUUCAAAUCAAAUGAACAAAUGAAAUAUAGAUCUCUUCCUGGCUGUUUACGAACAUAAUUCUAGACAAAGGGGACAGAAUCCUGUGACUGCAUUAGAAGAAAUAUCCUCUUGUUCGUGCUGUUUUUUUUCUUCCAUAAGCACAGCGAAUGAGCAGCGUUUGACAAUCAAAGCAUCGAUCACUGCGUUAUUGAACGGUCCGUCCACAGAUCUCAGGUCAGUGAGCUCUGAAAAACAAUCCGGAUCAAAUAAACGUUCCCAUUGCAAAAAACAAAAGCAAACAGAAGUUCCGGUACAGAACAUGAUGCUGCAGAUGAUGUUGAUUUCUGAAAAAAAGGGUUGCUUGUGAUGCCCGUUCAUCAAUAAAAUGUCAAUAUUUAAUGCAAAAAAGGACAUUUCUAUGUGAAUUAUUCUACUUGUUAGAGGUUUAAGUUUAAACUUAAGGCUAAAAUCCACUGGUACUGUUGAUAAUAUUAAACUGCAUUGUUGAAUAAAUUGAUUAUUAAUUCAGUUUGGGGCCUUUUAUUGCAUAAAUAAGUAAAAUCUUUGGACUGUAAACAACCCGCAUGUUGGUUUUAGUUCUAAUUGAUCUCAAUGACUCCUUGUGAAUGUUUCUGUUGAUAUUUCAAACAGCUGAGCAUGACAGCAAACACAAGCUGCUUUCUACCCAUUUUACUGCUAUUCUUUACCGUGAAAGGCAGAAAAUACUUAUGCAACCUCUGACCAAAAUAAAAGCCUCCUAAAGCCCAAACAGACGCUGACCUUGACACACACACACACACACACACACACAUUUUACAUACUGGUAGACAUAGAACAUUUUUUGGGUGGGGGGGUAAAAUUAAAAAGCACAAAAAAAUUAAAUAUUGAAUUAUGGUAUUAAGAGAUUGCAGAAGAAGACAAACUGUUGCAAACUGAUACAGGUUGAGUUUUUUUGAAUUUGCACCAUGUCACUGUUUUUCAUUUUGGUUUUGUACAUUUUUUUUUACGUUUUCCUUCUUUUUUUCCCACUUGUGUUGUUAGUGUUCACUUGUACAAAGUCUGUACCGUUUGUUUUUGUUGCUGUCUGUUCGUUUGUUUGAUUUUCAGAAAAACUAAACUUGAUUAAAAAUGAUGAAAUAACCCGA
This is a messenger RNA of Gasterosteus aculeatus aculeatus (three-spined stickleback), 5040 nucleotides long. RefSeq names its product forkhead box G1b (gene foxg1b). Lineage: Eukaryota; Metazoa; Chordata; Actinopteri; Perciformes; Gasterosteidae. Gene Ontology annotation, biological process: regulation of transcription by RNA polymerase II. Gene Ontology annotation, molecular function: DNA-binding transcription factor activity; sequence-specific double-stranded DNA binding. Gene Ontology annotation, cellular component: nucleus. The record is from RefSeq and is a predicted model, not a curated record.